Monosiga brevicollis MX1 is the source of this 1734-nucleotide messenger RNA. RefSeq lists its product as uncharacterized. Gene Ontology annotation, cellular component: periciliary membrane compartment; cilium. The record is from RefSeq and is a predicted model, not a curated record. Gene Ontology annotation, biological process: post-Golgi vesicle-mediated transport. Gene Ontology annotation, molecular function: GTPase activator activity; hydrolase activity. Bases 1 to 1734 code for a protein of 577 amino acids. NCBI's taxonomy places the organism in Eukaryota, Choanoflagellata, Craspedida, Salpingoecidae. The transcript is spliced from 13 exons.
AUGACGACCAAGGCAUGCUGCGCUGCGGGCCCGCCCGUUUCUUUCGAGCACAAGGAAUUGGGCCAGGAGAAGGACAUUGAUGGCAUUCGCUGCUAUGUCUCUGGCGAUCCAUCUGCCAGCAAGGCAGGCGUGAUGGUCAUCUACGAUAUCUUUGGCCUGGACCAUCCUCAGGUGCGCUGCCUGUCCGACAAGCUGGCUGCUGCUGGCUACUACGCGGUUGUUCCCGAUAUCUUCCGCAAGGAGCCCUGGACCCUGGAAAAGUUUCCUCCUUCAACCCCGGAGCUCAAGGAGGCUUUUGGUCAGUUUCUUGAGCGUGCCGGUGCUCAAGGGCCCAAGGAUGCGGAGACCAUCCUGUCCCACUUCAAGAGCGUCGGUCUGACUGGCAAGGCCGGUGUCAUUGGCUUCUGCUGGGGUGGCAAGUUGGCUGUCACGCUCGCCGCACAUGAGCAAGUCGGAGCAGUUGUGGGUGCCCAUGCAGCCUUCUUGGAUCAAGCGACCGUGGACAAGGCCCAAGCCCCCAUUCGCUUCUACCCGGCCAAUGGCGAUUGCGACUGUGAGCCUUUUGUGGAAUCGCUCAAGGCUCGUGGCUUUGAUUUGUCGGAAACCAAGCGCUAUGAUGAUCAGAUUCAUGGCUUUUGCGCCGCUCGUGGCGAGUGGGAUCGCCCCGAAGCAUAUGCAGCAUCAAUGUUCGUUUUCAAAAACUUUUUGACUGACAUCAAAAAAUUUGAUUUUUUUUCACUUGCUGCGCCCAUUGGUGGUCAUUUGACGGUCACAAUGGGCAAUCUGUUUGCGCGACGACGGGCGCCCGCUGAAACACCAAAGGUGUACAGCUGGGACAAGCGUGAAGCGUGCAACCCCGAGGACCUCAAAUUUGUUAAUCGCACAGGGGAGACUUUGUUCAAAGGCUCUGGGGACAUUGGGCUCGGCCAGCAGUUUACCAUUGAUAAUUGUCAUGACUGCUUCAUCUUUUUGAUGGACGUCAGCUCCACGGUGACCAUCGAUGACUGCACCAACUGUACCUUCUUCGUUGCACCCAUCCAGGGCAGGACGCGUGAUUGCAAGCAGCUGCAGGCAUCGCUCUUCUGUCAAACACUGCCCAUCAUUGAAAGCAGCAGUGACGUGCGCUUCACAUGCUUUCGAGGCAGCUAUUUUGCUCUCUCGGGCCAGAUGACAACGGCUCAGCUUAAUCCUUAUUGCAAUUAUUGGGCCAAGAUUCAUGACUUUACACCCAACCGCGAUGAUCCCAACUACGCGAUUGAACUUGUGGAGCCCCAAUGGCUAGGUGAAAUGUGGGACAAGUGCGCUGCUGCAGCCAGCUCUGUGCAGAUCGAUCGUGACGCUGGACUAACCACGGUGCCCAUAACCCAGGGCCCAGGCAAGAGCGCAACAGAGCUGAGCACUCUGCUGGUCCUCUUCCCGCCUGCCAGCAAGGGUGCCAAAAAGAUUGUUCGGGGCCUUGCAGCCUAUCCAAGCAUUCACUUGCAGCAAACACGCGCCCAUACCAUGUCACCGGACGAUCUGGACCGUCUCAUGCCUGGCGUUGAUGCCCAACACAAAGCCAUGUUGUCCCAAGGCGAGGUCGUGACCCUUGAGCUGGCUGGUGAAGGCGUCGAGGCCAUUGCACAAGCCUUGGUGCAGGAUGCGGGGUCGCCUCCAUUUUGUCUCUCGCCCGUCGGCAACACGCAGAUUAUCAAUGCCAUCCACUCACACAUGGACACGGCCAUGAAGAUUUGA